Molecule: messenger RNA, 3259 nt
Organism: Bombina bombina (fire-bellied toad)
Lineage: Eukaryota; Metazoa; Chordata; Amphibia; Anura; Bombinatoridae
Gene: PTPRC
Product: protein tyrosine phosphatase receptor type C
Biological process (GO): negative regulation of protein kinase activity; positive regulation of peptidyl-tyrosine phosphorylation; protein dephosphorylation
Molecular function (GO): protein binding; protein tyrosine phosphatase activity
Source: RefSeq, a predicted model, not a curated record
AUCACUUUGUACGUUUCUUAGCAUGGUCUACAACCAGCGCUGUGUCACAGAGGAAACUGCCAGACAGUGAUAAGAAAGUCAAAUUGGACGGUCACCCUGAGGGACCACAGACACCAUGGUCUUGCACUUGAGGAUGCUACUCAUUGGAUCCCUGCUAUGGAACAGUUUAGCUUCAGGACAGAUAUCAAGCAGCACAGACAAUUCAGGCGGGAACACAACCUCACCUACAUCCCAAUCCACUCUCAACCCACAGACUCCCAGCAUCAACGCACUCCCCACUGCGCAAAGUGAAUAUGUACCAAGCACUUCUGACACGCAAGCACCCGCCAGAAAUGGUACCAAACCCGCAAUCAACAGCUCUGCUGUCCUUACCGCGUCUCCAUUCAUCAGCUACACCACCCUGUACCCAGUAUCAGGUGCAUCAAGCAGUGAAACCUCUGACCCACAAUCACCCACCACCAUGAUCUCCACGACAAAUAUCAAACCCGCAAUCAACAGCUCAGCUGCACCCACUACACUUGCUCUCUAUGGUGACCUCGCUACCACCCAAGCACCCAAACUCACUGCAGCUCUCACAUCAUCAUUCACCAGCUCUGCUGGGCCUUCUCCACUCACUGGCAACAGCACAUCAGGUGUUACCAGCAGCUCUGACUCCCACCAACCCACUUCAUCUCCAACCAUCAAUCUCACUCCAACAACAGCAAUAGAUAAUACCUCACGUGGUAUAGAUUGCACUGGUUUAAGAUUUGGGAAUGAAAGCUACAAAACCAACAAGGCGAAUUUCUCUUUAGACAAUUAUCCAAAAGAUCUGAAUAUAUCUGCUGUUCAGUGUUCCAGAAAUGUAACCAUUUCUGGUAGUAACUUUAUUGUAGACCUCGAACCAUGUGAGGAAAUCCAAAUAUACUGCAAUUUUACACAGUGUGAGCAGCAACCCGGCCCGAUCAACCUGACUCAGCCACCUACUCAAGAAAUGUUCCAUUUAAAAGUCAUGGCAACAAAUACAUCCCUUACUUUUGAUUGGGUGAAUACGAACAAUACACCUUGCCGGGUUGAUACAUCUGUUCACUGCAGCAAUGGAACUCACGAGAAAAGCGGAGGAACUACAUUAUCAGAAUUAACUCCCUACACUAACUAUACAUGCAGGGCAAACUUAAUUUAUGAAGGCACGGUCAUAAAAACGGAAAAUAGAACAAUACAGACCAAGCCUGGAGUACCAGGAAUAAUCAAGAACUUAGCAUGCAUAGGAGGCAGCGAAAUGGUGACAUUUACUUGGGAUAAGCCAGAAAAAAAACAAGGACCAAUAGACGGAUAUCAAGUGACUUUUAAAGAAGAAAAUGGAAAAAAAAAAGAUAAAAAUCCAGAAUUGCCAAUUGAUAUUACAACUACAAAUUCAAGUUUCAGUAAAGGUGGACUUGGCAAUUAUACAGAGUAUACGCUAAUAGUUAGUGCGUACAAUAAAGAUGAAGAUAAAGCGUUAAAAGGGAAAAAAGAUUCUAAAUCAUGUAGGACAAAUACUGCCAAACCCGAAAAAGUUGAAGAAGUUAAAUCACAUGUUGGGCCAAAUAACGUUAUCACAAUUAAAUGUAACGACCCCCAAAAGAAGAAUGGACCUGAUGGAAAAUUUAUUCUGGAAUACGAUAACAUACGAUUAAAUAAAACUAAAUGCGAUUUUCGUCUUGAAAAUUUGAAUUAUUUGACCACCUAUAAAUUUAAGAUCUUCUACAACAACACAGAAUUCACAGGAGAAGCCAUCACCGAAGUUGCAUCAACAAAAUAUAAUGACAAGGCGCUGAUUGGGUUCCUUGUAUUCCUAAUUAUUUUGACAUCUCUCGCCCUCAUGCUGGUUCUCUUUAAAAUCUACAAACUGCAGAAGAGAGGAUCAAGCCAUUGUGAACAGAACUACCCACUUUUUCCCACAGAUGAUGAGACGUUGAUUCGAGUUAUUGAGCCCAUCCCCGUGGAACACCUGCUGGAGACGUACAAGCGAAAGAAUGCCGAUGAGGGCAGGCUGUUCCUGGAUGAAUUCCAGAGCAUCCCACGUGUUUUCACUAAAUACACCAUUAAAGAGGCGAGAAAAUCCUGCAACCAACCAAAGAACCGCUAUGUAGAUAUUCUGCCCUAUGAUGACAAUCGGGUGAUCCUGUCCGAAAUCCAUGGAGACAAUGGGUCAGAUUAUAUCAACGCCAGUUACAUCAAUGGAUUUAAAGAGCCAAAGAAAUACAUUGCUGCUCAAGGCCCCAAGGAUGAAACCAUGAAUGAUUUCUGGAGGAUGAUCUGGGAGCAAAAAUCAUCCAUAAUUGUGAUGGUGACACGAUGUGAAGAGGGGAACCGGAACAAAUGUGCUCAGUAUUGGCCAUCCCUGGAUGAAGACACAGAAACCUUUGGAGAUAUCAUUGUGAAGAUCACAGAUGAAAAUAUUUUCCCUGAUUACAUCACUAGAAAGUUACAUGUUGUUCAUAAACGAGAGAAGUCUGAGCGAGAGGUGACUCACAUUCAGUUUACCGUCUGGCCAGAUCAUGGGGUCCCUGAUGAGCCAAACUUGCUACUCAAGCUGCGACGACGGGUUAAUGCAUUAAGUAAUUUCUUCAGUGGCCCAAUAAUUGUCCACUGCAGUGCUGGUGUGGGACGUACCGGAACAUAUAUUAGUAUUGAUGCCAUGUUGGAACGCCUAGAGGCAGAAGGCAGUGUGAAUGUCUAUGACUUCGUGGUACAGCUUCGGCGUCAGAGAUGCUUAAUGGUUCAAGUAGAAUCACAGUAUAUCUUCAUACACAAGUCACUGGUGGAAUAUAACCAAUUUGGAGAGACAGAGAUUAACAUUCCAGAGGUUGCAAUGGCACUGAAGAACUUAAACCAUCGUGACUCAAUGUCUGAACCCUCCCAGAUGGAUUGUGAAUUCCAGCGGCUACCAACAUACAGGAACUGGAGACCUCAGACUGCUGGUAAUCACCAUGAUAACAAAGAAAAGAACCGCAACCCCAGCAUUGUCCCAUAUGAAUACAACCGUGUUAUAAUAAAGCUGGAGGAAGAACAGAGUCAGGAGAGUGUGGAGGAUAGUGACAUGUCCUCCGAUGAGGAGAGCGACUGUGAUGAAUCUACAAAGUAUAUCAAUGCCUCUUAUAUAACAGGAUACUGGGGGACACGCGAGCUCAUUGCCACCCAGGGACCUCUAAAGAACACAAUAUCUGACUUCUGGCAAAUGGUUUUCCAGAGGAAAGUGAGAGUCAUUGUCGCUCUCUCUGCACCUUCUGAGGAAAAUAAG